AUGGAGAAUGGAGGGGAUAAGAAAACCAGAUUUUUCCAUCAUUCUGCAACAGUUAGAGGGAGAAACAAUGGCAUAAGGUCCCUUAUAGUGGGGAAUAAAGUCAUAGAAGAUCCCAUCUUAAUUAGGAAUUCCGUGGUGGAGUUUUUCAAUGGUCUAUUUUCUCAGGAAAAUUCUUUGGAGGCUGAGGAGAUAAAUCUGGAAUUUUUAAAAUUAUCGGAAGGGCAGAGGUUAGCACUUGAAAAGCCAUUUUCGGAAGAAGAAGUUUGGAGAGCAAUUGUUGAUUCGGAUAGCAAUAAAGCUCCUGGCCCAGAUGUGGGUAAGUUUCCAGCAGAUUAUUUAGUCUUGCCUCUAGGGUCCAAGAGAAAUUAUGUUGCAAUGUGGGAGCCAAUCGUGCGGAAUUUUUAUAACAAGUUGUCUGGUUGGAAGGCAAAUUCUCUAGCGUUAGCUGGGAGGGUGGUGUUGAUCAAAUCUGUUUUGAGCUCUCUUCCCACUUACUUCCUUUCUUUAUUUCGAAUUCCAGUUUCGUUUUCCUCUGAAAAGGAUUCUUGGUGGAAGAGAGUAGUUUGUUGUGUGAAUAACUUGGACCUGAAUUCAAAAAUGUUAGAGAGUUCUUUGACUGCUCGUGCCUCUUGGAUUUGGAGAGGAGUGAUUAAUAACUUCUUUUCCAAUGAUGGGUUUGGUGACUACAUUAGGAGUAAUUUGAGGUGGAAAACAGGAAAUGGACAUUCUGUGGUAUUUUGGAAGGAUGCUUGGUUGGGAGAAGACCCCCUCAAAGAUUUGUUUCCUAGAUUGUAUGCUCUUUCGACGAAUAAAGAGGGGAAAGUGGUGGAGUUUAGGGAUGACCAUGAUGCAGGCUGGGUGUGGGAUAUUCAAUUCAGAAGAAAUCUGGUGGAUUGGGAGAUUGAACAAUGGUUACAACUGAUUUCUGUGCUGAAUAACACCUCUUUGUCUCAUGAUGAGGAGGAUCGCUGGAUUUGGUUAGGGAAUGGAGAGGGUUGCUUCUCUACUAAUUCAUGUAUCAAGAUUUUCUUUGACUCAGAUGGUAUUGAGGGGAAUCAGGAUUUUUUGGAUAGGAAUAUUUGGGUAGGAAUAGCUCCUCCUCGUGUUGAAACCUUCUUAUGGCAAGUAGUUCAACAGAGAGUAGCGGUUAAGGAGGAAUUGUUAAAGCGUGGAGUGGAUGAUCGUAUUUGGCAGUGGAACAAUGGUUGUUCCGAUGCAGAAAAUCUUCAGGAUUGA
Molecule: messenger RNA, 1236 nt
Organism: Hibiscus syriacus
Lineage: Eukaryota; Viridiplantae; Streptophyta; Magnoliopsida; Malvales; Malvaceae
Exons: 4
Coding region: 1-1236 (411 amino acids)
Source: RefSeq, a predicted model, not a curated record